AUGGAUCGUCUUUUGGACUUCGGCAAGGUCUAUGAAGGGGUGGUCACUGUCUUGAGACCUGUUGAAGAAGCCGACCACCCCAACCGCAACCGCGGCGAUGCCGAAAGUCAUCGUUUGAAGAUGAAGCUCACCAACAUCCACUACUAUCGUUAUCGAAUUGAUCUCAACUCUCCUGGUGCCCUCAGGUACGACUAUGACUCCGAGAAUGAGAAGAUAACUUUCUACUUGGCCGACGAAGGUCACGUAGACGCUUGCAACCAAUUGAAUGCCAUUAUCAAGAAGGAACUCGAAAACUUCACCAUUGAGCUUACAUCUAUUGGCGUCAGCUGCAACUUGCAUGCAUACAACACCUGCGAAUACACCGAUGAUGGUCCGAUCAGAAACCUCCCCAUCGACGAACAUUACGAGGAAAGAGUCUCUGUCGCUAUCGCUAGGAUCGAUCAUCGGAUCACUGGGAUACCGGAAGAGAUCACCGAUGACUUUACCGCCGAUGAAAUGAUUGACUCGGUCGUCGUACGCACUGACAUCACCGAAGACGAUAGACAACUCAACGUUUAUCUCUACACCUACUGUGGCAUGACUCUCGCACAACAUAAUGUCAUCGAUGAAAUCCCACUGGAAGACGAUGAUACCCUUCCUCACGGUGAAGUCAAGAUCCCCUUGUCCUCGCUUAUGCCAUGGAAAGAGUUUCUCAAAGCCGUCUGCCCGAGGAUGCAAAAUGCAUUCGUCGCCAUCCCCUACAAGAACUUCGAGACGUUUGUUCAGGAAUAUGUGGAGGAGGCUGGCAUUGAGGCUGCUGAGACGGGCGAUGAAGUCGAAGAUGCUCAUGGUUCUGAUAGGCCGGACGAAGACUCUGGAGAUGGUGCUGGGUCGGCGACUUUCGACGACAACGGAGUCGAAAUGAUCGACCUUUCGUGAGCGACCUCGUUUCCAGAUGAGUGGCACUGGGGCUAUGGCUGUAGAUUCUCCGGGCUAGUGAACAAACGAAAAUGGUUGACGAAGCAAAUGAAUGGAC
Messenger RNA from Aplosporella prunicola CBS 121167, 1015 nucleotides. RefSeq lists its product as uncharacterized. Lineage: Eukaryota; Fungi; Ascomycota; Dothideomycetes; Botryosphaeriales; Aplosporellaceae. The coding region runs from base 1 to 918 and encodes 305 amino acids. The transcript has 2 exons. The record is from RefSeq and is a predicted model, not a curated record.